Molecule: messenger RNA, 1948 nt
Organism: Geodia barretti
Lineage: Eukaryota; Metazoa; Porifera; Demospongiae; Tetractinellida; Geodiidae
Source: the annotation of a GenBank genome assembly
UCACCCCACAGGCCAGCGCCCAGACUGGACGUCACCCAAUUGGACGAAAGUGUUUCUUUCUUCUUGGGAGAGGCAUUAGCCCCAGCGACCAUACAGGUCAGGGCAAUCCAGAUAUCGGCGUUUCUGUCAAGAGGCAGGUCUGCAGCCUCUGCCGUUGACCGAACAAGUACUCUGCAUGUUUGUCACCCACCUGGGUGCGGAAUCGCUGGCGUAUCAGACACUCAAUUGCUAUCUCUCAGCCAUCCGUCAUCUCAGCAUCAUGGCAGGACAGGGCGACCCCUUUGGACCAGGGAAAUUCCCGGUGCUGCAGUAUGUCCUCAGGGGAGUAAGGCGGAAUCCCAAGCCAGCAAAACCACGCCUGCCCAUAACCCCGGAGAUCCUCCACCACCUCAAGAACCAAUGGGCGCCCCAUGCCAGGGAGACAGACUACAAGAUGCUAUGGGCAGCCUGUUGUGUGGUUUUUUUUGGGUUCUUGAGGGCAGGGGAGUUCACAACAAAGCCUCACCGCAGGACGUGGCUGUUGAUGACCGUGAGCACCCAACACUGAUACGCAUACACAUAAAGAGUAGUAAGACCGACCCAUUCCGACACGGGGUGGAUAUAUAUCUGGGACGAACUGGCAAGGACCUCUAUCCAGUUGGUGCACUGUUGGCAUUUAUGGCAGUUCGUCCGGCAAGGCAGGGGCCUUUAUUUGUGUAUACAGAUGGCACACCACUGACGAGAGACAGGCUAGUCGAGACAGUCCAUCGCACACUUCAGCAAGCGGGAUAUUCGGGACACAGUUUCCGUAUCGGAGCCGCCACCGCGGUGGCACAUGCAGGCCUAGAGGACUCUGUGGUCAAGAUGCUGGGGAGGUGGGAGUCCUCAGCAUAUCAGCGGUACAUCAAGACCCCCUGAGAAACGUUAGCGGCCUUCUCCUCACGCCUAGUGUUACUCGGUGUGUGGCAGUGAUCGCCCUAUGUGGCAGGGCUGUAUGUUGUUGUUUAAUGAGUGUUGUGGUUGUGUGGGUGAGAGAUAUAAUACAAAUGGGGAGAGAGUUGUGUGGGAUGGACAAGUUGUGUGCUCAACCCAACCACAAGCCGCGAUUUGCAAGUGGCCUGAGGCAAUAUGUGUCAAUUAUCCCUCAUGGUCUAAGGUGCCCCAGCUAAUAAGUGGUCAGGGCAAGCGGGACUAAUUAACCAGCAAAUAGGUCAGGCAUGCUGACCAAGGGGUUGAGUCGCGGCUUGGCUGUCCAGGCCACAUGCUUACGCCCACAACUACUCCUCUGCUCUGAGAAGCAGUUAACGGAGAGGGACCAGGGUGUCAGGUGGUGGUAAGUAAUCGGGCAGGUCAACAUGUACAUCAGUGCAUAGAAGGAAGAUUAACUGAGGACAUUGUGUAUGGUUCCAGCUGCAAUAAGGAGAAAGGAGAGGGUGGGAGUGAGGAGAAGGCACCCAUCAGGUGGAUGGCUCCUGAGAGCAUAGAAAACGACAUCUACACUGAGUCCAAUGAUGUGUGGUCAUUUGGAGUGACGGUGUGGGAGAUCUUCACUUGUGGGAGGAUCCCAUUCACUGGUAUUCCAGCCAUGGGUCUCCUGAAGGAACUGCAGAGAGGACAGAGACUGGAGAGACCUAACAAUGAGGCCUGCAGUGUUGAAAUAGGGACUCUGGCUACCCUCAGCUAUCUGACCACUUCCGCUGCUGGAAACAGAGUCGUCCUCGACAGUUUACAGUGACUUUUGUACCAACUCUGUAGUGAAUGACUUUAGUUGCAUUAUAUUAUGAAGCAUUCAAGUGUCCACGUAGCUAGCAUCAUGGCUCAAAGGAUGGGUAGUAGUUUUUGUUAGAGAUAUCCACCGACUAGAUAAUGCAGGCGUUAAUUUGUGUACCUGUCACACAUUGUGGUAGUAAGAAGAAUAGGAACUGAAAAGCACCAAAGUGCAAACCCUCGGCGAAAUGCGCAUGCGCGA